UUAACCCCCACUAUGUGACCCCCUCCUGCCGCCAAAGCUGGAUCCGCCCUUGAUAGAAAGUAUCUUUUUGCAGAGGCGAAUGCUUCAUGUAUUCUCCGCGCCCCGGAAGUCCUACAAUUUUAUUUGCGGCAACACCAGGCAACACUACAAUUCGAUCAAUAACUUUUGAUUUGAACACCUUUUCUCUUUAGCUCGCAAUAUCCUUAUUGUUUUAAUUCUUUUUAAAAUCAGGGUUUUUAAAUAUCAACUCCUGCUAAGAGAUACGAAGAAAUGUCUUGUAAUUAUUGCGAUGUAAAAUUUUCUGUACUUCGCGUCGAAAAACGUUGUCCAAGUUGCGGUUUUAGUUUUUGUCCAAAAUGUUUGGAUAAUACAAUUUUUGUCAAACAAUUAAACACGCAUAAAAAGGUUUGCGUUAAAUGUUCACAAUAUAGUUCAUCGGGAGAUGUGCACGUGAUACCUCCUCCUGAUUUUUGCAAAAAAAAUGAAUCUGAAAAGAAAAAUCCAACCAAGUCUAAAUCAAAUGCAAAUAAGGCAGAUGUAAACGCACCAAGUACUUCUGAUGAUCAUAAAAAAAUUAAUAAACAUGGUUCUGAUAGAGCGGCUAACUCAGGGCCAUCAAGAAACGAUUAUUCAAGUGAUGACUGGUCAGAUGAAUCUGAUGAUAUGGACUUGGAGGCUUUUGCAAAAGGUCUAGAGAUAGAAAGAGAAAAUCAAAGGAUUGCCAAUCAAAUACACAGGGAAAAUUAUCCCCAUUUAUAUGACAAGUCACUACUUAUUAAGAUAGAUCACACAAGAUCAACAGAUGAAAUCCUCAGAGAUGCUAUAAAACAGUUACAAACAGGUGCGUGGGAGAAUGUUGAAGUUAACCGCAAUAGACCACCAAAGUGUACAAUUUGUUCUACGAAAGCUCUGGUACACUGCAAAGGAUGUGAAAGUACAUUUUGCAUGAAAUGUUUUGAUUUGCAUGCAGAUCCUGUUUGUAAUAAAUAUGAAACUAUUGAGCAACAAGAAGAGGAUUGAAUUUAAAUUAAUGCCAAUAUGGCUUCCAGUUCUAAAGAUUUUAAUCUUAGUUUGUUCUUUUGUCUAUAUAGGUAAGCAUAUAUAUUCACUAACACUCAUACUAUUACUAUUUAGAAUUUGCUUGCCCUCGAAAUAAAAUAAUUGUAUAUACAUCUUUUGCAAUAAUCAUUUAAAAAAUAUCAGA
This is a messenger RNA of Papilio polytes (common Mormon), 1204 nucleotides long. RefSeq lists its product as uncharacterized. NCBI's taxonomy places the organism in Eukaryota, Metazoa, Arthropoda, Insecta, Lepidoptera, Papilionidae. Gene Ontology annotation, cellular component: centrosome; cleavage furrow; midbody. The record is from RefSeq and is a predicted model, not a curated record. Bases 271 to 1020 code for a protein of 249 amino acids. Gene Ontology annotation, molecular function: phosphatidylinositol-3-phosphate binding. The transcript is spliced from 6 exons. Gene Ontology annotation, biological process: mitotic cytokinesis checkpoint signaling; abscission.